AUGGGUGUUGCAGGACUGUGGGAGGCAAGUGUUCUUCGACCAGCUGCUGAGGUUCGCUCUCUGACAGACCUUGCAGUCUCAGAUGGAUUUGUCGCGAAUCCGGGCGGCCGACGAGGAUUUCGAAUCGGGAUUGACGCGUCUAUUUGGUUCUUCCAUGCAGCCUAUGGAAGAGAAGGCGAAAACCCGGAGCUGCGCACGCUUUUCUUUCGAUGUUGUCGACUUCUUCAAUCUCCCCUACUCCCCCUCUUUGUGUUUGACGGACCCAAACGUCCCGCCGUCAAACGCGGCAAACGUGUCGGUGGAAACGCGCACUGGCUCACAACGGGUAUGAAGAACAUCAUCCAGGCGUUUGGCUUUGAAUGGAGAAUGGCACCCGGUGAAGCAGAAGCUGAACUUGCAUACCUGAACAGAAUUGGUGUCAUCGACGCUGUUUUGUCGGACGAUGUAGACAACUUUCUCUUCGGCGCCACUAUGGUCAUCCGCAAUCCAAGCAGCACGCUUUCUGGUAAUCGCUCGCACCCCGUCAAAAAUUCAGAGGGCAAAGAUGACGGUAAUCACGUGCUAACUUAUCGUGCUUCCUCUCUUUCAACUCACCCGGACGUACAAAUCACUCGUGGGGGUACUAUUCUUAUUGCCCUUCUCUCUGGAGGCGAUUACAUACCGGCAGGGCUUCCAGGCUGUGGAAAGGCCUUCGCUGUAGGGCUUGCUCGUGCAGGUUUUGGAGAAUCUUUGAUGCAUGCUGCCACUACACUCAAGGCAGACAAACUCGACAACUUUCUGAGCGAAUGGCGCAACCAGAUAAGGGCAGAACUCAAGUCAAACAAGAGUGGUUUUUUACCGUCCAAAAAGCCUUCUCUUGCAGCUUCUCUGCCAGACUCGUUCCCAUCUAUUCCCGUCCUCUUGUCAUAUAUUUCUCCGAUCACGUCCGAAACGGAGCGACCACGGCAUCCCCCACCUCCCGUUUUGUGGCCAAGCGAUCCGGAUCCAGCACAGAUAGCUUCCCUCUGUGAACUGUAUUUCGAAUGGGGUGUCAAGGAUAUCAUUAUGAAACGUUUCAGAACCGUGUUAUGGCCAGGUAUCGUGUGUAGGGCUCUUAGACGCAGAGUCAUCGACGCCGAGGCGGUGUCAGAUUGUGAUCAGGACGGCUCUACCAGUCUUCCAAUGGUGAUUGCUUCUGAGUCUUCUGUGGCAGGCGCUCUCCCCCAGGUGCGUCCAUCAACUUCGGAAGGUGACGCGGCGGAGGGUGUCCCCCCUCCUCCAUCCAUGCCCUUUUCACUUGCCUUAUUUCGUCUCGACCCGUCCCCCUCCCCGCCUUCCUCUCGCCCUGCAGACGGUUCUGAAAAGUCCGAUGAUGAUAUAGAGCGCGAGUCCUCGCUGGUGAUGGAUGUGCUUUCCAUCCGUGAGCACUCUUCAACAGACGGCAUGCCGGAGUACCGAGUGCUCAUCGAUCCAUCGGCACUCGCAGAUCGUGCGGCAUCCGGUGUACGAGGUAUCCGCCCACCAAUUGAUGUCCCGUCAGCCUCUGAGGACGGAGGCGACGAAGAAGUUGAAGACGACGAAGCCGCUGCCGACGACAACGACACCGCUUUAGAGCGACUCGAGACAGCUGCACAAUCCAAGGCCUAAGAAGCGAACUAAGCGCACGCAAUCUGCACCUGUUUCACCCACGGCGUCGCUUCGUUUGUGGCUGCCGGCUGUGAUGGUGCGAGCUGUGGUUCCUGGUCUAGUUGAUGCAUAUGAAACGAAA
Molecule: messenger RNA, 1747 nt
Organism: Pisolithus orientalis
Lineage: Eukaryota; Fungi; Basidiomycota; Agaricomycetes; Boletales; Pisolithaceae
Product: PIN domain-like protein
Exons: 3
Coding region: 1-1626 (541 amino acids)
Molecular function (GO): crossover junction DNA endonuclease activity; 5'-flap endonuclease activity
Source: RefSeq, a predicted model, not a curated record